GUAUCUUUGUGUGCGUGCAAAGUCGCUUCCUGCUUGCGGCGACCCAGCCAGGGCGCCGUGACACUUCCAACUUCGCCCGCUGCUCACUCAGCCCACACCGCAGCAGCAGUAGCAGCAGCAUCAGCAGCAGGAGCAUCAUCCCAGCGGUAGAACAACACCAACAACACAUCACCUACAAAGCUUCUACUAACACAGGCCAUGUCCGCCACGGCGAAGCCCUCCUUCUACCGCCAGGAGCUCAACAAGACGGUCUGGGAGGUGCCCGAACGAUACAGCGGACUCACGCCCGUGGGCUCGGGCGCCUACGGCUCCGUGUGCUCGGCCUUGGACAGGCACCGCGCCAUGAAGGUUGCGGUGAAGAAGCUGUCGCGCCCGUUCCAGUCGCUGAUCCACGCCAAGCGGGCGUACCGUGAGCUGCGGCUUCUCAAGCACAUGAACCACGAGAAUGUAAUUGGGCUGCUGGAUGUCUUCACACCUGACAAGUCUCUGGGUGUAUUCAACGACAUGUACCUGGUGACGCACCUGAUGGGCGCCGACCUGAACAACAUCGUCAAGUGCCAGAAGCUGACCGACGACCACGUGCAGUUCCUCGUCUACCAGACCCUUCGCGGCCUGAAGUACAUACACUCGGCCGGAAUCAUUCACAGGGAUCUGAAGCCCAGCAACCUGGCCGUGAAUGAAGACUGUGAGCUCAAGAUCCUGGACUUUGGGUUGGCGCGGUUGACGGACGAGGAGAUGACUGGCUACGUGGCCACCCGCUGGUACCGCGCGCCCGAAAUCAUGCUCAACUGGAUGCACUACAACCAGACCGUGGACAUCUGGUCUGUGGGCUGCAUCAUGGCUGAACUCCUGACCGGACGGGCACUUUUCCCUGGGACUGACUACAUCGACCAGCUGAAGCUGAUUAUGCAAUUGGUGGGGACACCUGGCCCUGAGCUCAUGCAAAAGAUUUCCUCGGACUCGGCCAGGAAUUACAUCCAGUCGCUGCCCGUGAUGAAGAAACGUGACUUCCGGGACGUGUUUCUCGGGGCGAAUCCCAACGCGGUGGAGUUGCUGGAGCGCAUGCUGGUGCUGGACACAGAGCGGCGCGUGACGGCCAGCCAGGCGCUGGCGCACCCGUACCUGGCGCAAUACCACGACCCCGAGGACGAGCCCGAGGCGUCUCCCUUCGACGAGUCGCACGAGAACCGACUGCUCAGCAUCGACGAGAUCAAACAGCUGGCCUUUGAAGAGAUCGUGAAUUACGUUCCGCCAGAGACGGACGACAUGGAUAUGUAAGUGAGCUGGCGCCUUCGAGAGCGGCGAGUUGGAGGAGGAGGAGGAGGAGGUGGUGUUGGUGGUGGUGGGGGCAGGGUGGCAUCCUCGCAGUCUCGUCACCGCCGUCGGCCCCUUCCUAGAGGCGCGUCCAAAAAUUCUCGGACUGGAGUUUGUGCGUCGUCGGCGAUAUCCGUGACGUCACUCAAUUCUAAUUGGAGGGCCGAUGCCAAGACCCCAGUUGUUAUCGGUCAGGGAGCGCAGGUGGGCAUUCUUCAUCUUCCUCCUCCUUGUGCGAGUAACGAAGCAAUAAAGGCAACAACGGAACCAGGGACCCCGAUGGCCAAGAUGACGCGCAAGGCUUCAACAUCGCAAGCCACGCCUGGCGCGUGCUAUUUAUUUGAGUCGAUUCACGGCGAGGAGGUUAUCUUCCGUGGCUCUAACCUCCCAGGGCGCGCUUGGGAGGUGUGUGCGAGUGUGCCCCAUGUUGAAAAUGUACCCUGCGCGGCUGAACGGGUGCGAGGGAUUACAAAUGGUGGAAGCACGUUAAUUUCACCGCCGUUGCAAAGCCGCUUAGAACGCUUGAUUUGAGGAAAGUGGGCCGAAGAUAAUUCCUGGAGAAAACGCCGACCACCCCCUCCCCCCCGCCCCCCCCCCCCCCCCCCACCCCCCCACUUCAUUAGAAACAUCUCAAGAACCCUUUUACACCACCCAGGGUCAGUUAUAGCUCAGAACUGGAGAAAUCUGCUGAGAAGACUUUCGGUCAGCGGGGCUACAAAAGUCACCCGAUUCGAAAAGCAAUACAAAAAAAAGCCAUAAACCAACCAACCACGGGGAUGGGCAGUGGUGCCAUCAUACGUUGGCUGCUGCUCUUUUUAAGUGCCUUACAUGCUUGCCAGGUCCCCUGCACGGCCCCCCGCAGCCGGCAUUAGCGGAUGAGCCGUAGCGGUAGGAGCGGGCCUGCUCUUAUUCCGCCCACCGUGGCACCAUUCCUGUGUAAAGAACCAGCCCUGUGCCGCGAUUAAAGGGAGGUUUAUUUUUUAUUUGUUAUUUUUAAAUUACAGUAUAUUCACAAUAAAAAAUGGUAUAUUUAUCCUCACGGGCUGCUGAUGUAAUACAUAAAGCAACGUAUUUGCAGCUAGUCCCAUCGUGUGGGCGACACUAAUGUGUUUUAUGCCGAUUCAGGCACAUGGGCAGUAAGCCAGUAAUGCAAUGAAUGUCCGGAGCUGUGUCAUAAGCGUGGAGACCACAGCAAGCUGUUCCAACGGGAUACGUAAUACGUCGUGCCUGUAACAAUGACUUGGGAAAUGUUCGUGAACGCACUUAAGAGACCCGGGUGACCUUCGGCUGGUGUGAGGCCCCCGAAUACCGAAGGUGGCGAUUGACAUUUUAUCGUGCACGUUGCACAGCCCACACAGGUCACUCUCCCAACUGAGGGGGGAGGAGGAACACGCUUGGUGGUAAUGACGACAGUAUUACUACCGUGUCGGUUUUCCAGGCAGUUCUCUGUUACUCACCUGCAAUGUAUUUUUUUCUUCCGAGUUGUACCGCGCGGUGGCUUGACGUAUCGAUCGCUCACUCGCCCGCUCGCUCGGACGCCGCAUUUGGGAAAUUUCACUCGCUGGACAGCAUUUUUUUUUAAGGGUAAGGGGGGGGGGGGGCAGCACUAAACACGCGAAGCGAAACGUCCAAACACCGUGCCGAACAACACCGGCGGGCCAAAUCCGGGGAGCCUUUGACAGUGUUGCCACUGCGUUCGACGCGUAUGUCACAUAUGCAUCGUAGGCGCGCGGGGCGGUACCGGCUGGAGGCGAUUGUGGGUGCCAGGUUUCUUGAAGACGUCCUCUGCUACGCCCGAGCAUGUUGUAAAUCUCCCCAAUCGGGGCACUGAGCACCGGAAAUUAAAAGCGGGAACAAGACCUAAAAAGACCUCGGUGUUCAACAUGCGGAGAAGGGGCAAAUGUGUGGGGGAUAAAACACACCAGCCACGAGCCUUACUAAAAGCCCUAACUAGUUCAACCCCAACCAAUCCGCUAAUUGUGCUAGCCGUUACCCUAAUCAACGAACCAACCGGUCAUUAGUACUUCGCCCUAUGCAACUCAAACCAAGGAGCAACUAUCAACGUGCACCAACUUCCCCCAAACUAACGAGACCCGCACCUCCGAUUAGCACGGUUUGGCUACGUACGUACGGUGCGAAAUAAGUUCAACGCACGUACAUAAGGCAACCGGCCGCUUGUACGAGCCCGAAGUCUCGCCAACUAACUAACCAACCACUAGUAUGACCUCUCCCCGUGACUCCCUCUCAAAGUGUCAUCUCCACCUCCAGUGCUUUACAACGCUAGGCCCCCCAUUUUCACCGCUUUUCACUUCUGGUGUUGGUCGGUGCCUCACAGAAGGGCGAGGGGGUGUGGGGGGGGGCAUAGGCAUCGCGUCAAGUUGUGUUAUGGUUCUCUCAAAGAGUUUUAAGAGUAUUGUACAUAAUGAUAUUUUGUCUUAAUUACCGUUCAUGUGUACCAUUCUUACGUAAGCCGCUCAUGAUUGCCCUAUUUGUGUUCGUCUGUCCGUGUCGUCGGCGUUUUCAUCUUUUUCCAAUUGUGUAAAUACGGUCGGCAGCGGACGCUCCUCAUCAGUCUAUUAUCAUUAAUAACAGAACUCUGUAAUUGUGUAGUUUGCGGGGCCGCUGCCGAUUUUAGGCCUAAAAUUAUAAAAAAAAUCCUAUCGUUGCUUAAUAAAAACAAAAAAAUAUCUCAAGGGAAAUGAC
This is a messenger RNA of Petromyzon marinus (sea lamprey), 4017 nucleotides long. Its product is annotated as mitogen-activated protein kinase 14-like. The record is from RefSeq and is a predicted model, not a curated record. Gene Ontology annotation, molecular function: ATP binding; MAP kinase activity. Gene Ontology annotation, biological process: protein phosphorylation. NCBI's taxonomy places the organism in Eukaryota, Metazoa, Chordata, Hyperoartia, Petromyzontiformes, Petromyzontidae.